AUGGCGACUUCUCCAAACACUCCGAAUUAUUAUUGUUUAAGAAAAGGUGUUGAAGUCGAGAUAAUAUCUCCAGGAGACGGGAGAACAUUUAAGAAAAAGAGACAGACAUGUAUUGUCGACCGUAUAGGAAUGCUCCAAAAUGAAAAGAAGUUUGACUCUUCCAGAGAUGUAAAAAAGAAUCUAUUGAAGUUCAAAAUUGGCAAGCAGGAAAUAAUUAAAUGCUGGGAAGAAGCUAGUUUCGGCCAAAGGAUAAAACUGACCUACACGCGUGACGUGACAUACGAUGCACAAGGACAUCCUAGAGUCAUCCAAGACAAUGUUACUGUUAUCUUUGAUGCAGAGCUGCUGAAGUUGGAAUAACAAAGUGCUUAAUUGAUAUUUAAUUGCAAGGAAUA
Molecule: messenger RNA, 395 nt
Organism: Pristis pectinata (smalltooth sawfish)
Lineage: Eukaryota; Metazoa; Chordata; Chondrichthyes; Rhinopristiformes; Pristidae
Product: peptidyl-prolyl cis-trans isomerase FKBP1B-like
Molecular function (GO): peptidyl-prolyl cis-trans isomerase activity
Source: RefSeq, a predicted model, not a curated record